CUGAGUUCUGCACAGGUGAUAUGUUACCAUCUCUUAGAUUUCUGUGUUGAGACUAGUACCAAUUUGAUGCUCCUUGGCAGUUAACUUGUGAUUUACUGGGAGACAGAGAAUAGAUCUGUGGUUAAGUUCACAGCACCAUGUUUCAAGAUUCCUUCCCUCAAAACUCACUUCUCAAAGCUAAACAGGUUUUUUGUUUUUUUUUUAGUACACUCCUGAGAUUAUAAAAACUUUGUUGGUUGAUUCAUUUAUGAUAUGUAAAGACUGACCUAUGAUUUUUAUAUUCCAAUUUUACUUGUUAAAAUUCUUUAUGGUUUACUAUUGACAUUAAUAUAUUUGUCCUUUUUUUGCAGGUGAAGCUUUAUUGUAAGAGUUUGUUUCAUCUAGUUUGUGAACCCAAAUUAUAUAUUUGUAAAUGUUACAGAAGCGUUAAAAGACUGCUCUGUCAUGAGUGCCGACAGUAACUCAUUGGCCCGUGAAUUUCUGACUGAUGUCAACCGGCUUUGCAAUGCAGUGGUGCAGCGGGCGGAGGCCAGGGAGGAGGAAGAGGAGGAGACACACAUGGCCGCCCUGGGCCAGUACCUCGUCUAUGGGCGAGGAUUUCUGUUACUCACCAGGCUAAAUUCUAUCAUUGAUCAGGCGCUGACUUGCAGGGAAGAGCUCCUGACUCUGCUUCUGUCGCUCCUUCCCCUGGUGUGGAAGAUCCCCGUUCAGGAGCAACAGGCUACAGAUUUUAACCUGCCAUUGUCACUGGAUAUAAUCCUGACCAAAGAAAAGCACUCAAGUGCACAAAGGUCUACUCAGGGAAAAUUAUAUUUGGAAGGAAGUACCCCAUCUGGUCAAGUUGCUGCAAAAGUAAACCUUUCUCGAAAAAGCAGACGACAGCGUAAAAGUACCCAUCGCUACUCUGUAAGAGAUGCAAGAAAGACACAGCUCUCCACCUCUGACUCAGAAGGCAAUUCUGACGAGAAAAGCCCAGCCGUGAGUAAGCCCAGACGGCCCCGCGUGUUGCAGCACUUUGCAGUGCAUUCUCCUAAAGGCCGCCUCACAGCUAAACUCCACUCUCUUGUAGCCAAAGAGCAGGCUCCUUCUGACACCAUGGCUUUGGAAAAUUCCAGAGAUUUCAUUCCAAGACUGGAGUCAAACACUGACAUUUUAAGUGAGCCAGCUGCCUUGUCUAUUCUCAGUAACAUGAAUAAUUCUCCAUUUGACUUAUGUCAUGUCCUGUUAUCUUUACUGGAAAAAGUUUGUAAGUUUGACAUUGCUUUGAAUCAUAACUCUGCCCUGGCAGCCAGUGUAGUGCCCACCCUGACUGAAUUCCUGGUGGGUUUUGGGGACUGCUGUAAUCUAAAUGACUAUGCAGAGAGCCAAGCGCUGUCUGUAGGUUGGACUGAAGAGCCAGUGGCUUUGGUUCAACGGAUGCUCUUUCGAACAGUGCUGCAUCUUAUGUCAGUAGAUAUUAAUGCUGCAGAGGCAGUGCCAGAAAGUCUUAGGAAACAUUUAACCGAAUUGCUCAGGGCAGCUUUAAAAAUCAGAGCAUGCCUAGAAAAGCCGCAUGACCCUUUUGCACCAAGACAAAAGAAAACACUAGAGGAGGUCCAGGAGGGCUUCGUGUUUUCCAAGUUUCGCCAUAGAGCCCUGCUUCUACCUGAGCUUCUGGAAGGAGUUCUACAGAUCCUCAUCUGUUGUCUUCAGGCUGCAGCUUCAAAUCCCUUCUACUUCAGUCAAGCCAUGGACUUGGUUCAAGAGUUCAUUCAGCACCAAGGAUUUAAUCUAUUUGAGACGGUGGUUCUUCAGAUGGAAUGGCUGGUGGCAAGAGAUGGGGUUCCUCCUGGGGCCGCGGAACAUUUGAAGGCGCUCAUCAGCAGUGUGCUGAAAAUCAUGAGCACUGUCAAAAAAGUGAAAUCAGAGCAGCUUCAUCACUCAGUGUGUCCUAGAAAACGACACCGCCGCUGUGAGUAUUCCCACUUCAUGCAUCACCACCGGGAUCUCUCCGGGCUCCUUGUUUCCGCUUUUAAAAACCAGCUUUCCAGAAACCCGUUUGAAGAGACUGCGGACGGAGCGGUUCAUUACCCCGAGCGCUGCUGCUGCCUUGCGGUGUGUGCCCACCAGUGCCUGCGCUUGCUGCAGCAGGCUUCCUUGAGCAGCACCUGCGUCCAGAUCCUGUCAGGGGUGCACAGUGUCGGCAUAUGCUGCUGUAUGGACCCCAAGUCGGUGAUCGCCCCUCUGCUCCAUGCCUUUACAUUGCCGUCGCUGAAACACGUUCAGCAGCAGGUACUGAAUAUCCUUAACAAGCUUAUUUUGGACCAGUUAGGAGGAGCAGAGAUAUCACAGAAAAUUAAAAAAGCUGCUUGCAACAUCUGUACUGUGGACUCUGACCAACUGGAAGAGUCCCUGCAGGGUAACGCACGUGAUGACGCCCUUGCUCCCGGCUUGCCCAGCCCCUCCUACAGAUGCCAAGGCAUCCUGCCCAGCAGCGGCUCUGAAGACUUGCUGUGGAAGUGGGAUGCCCUAGAGGCUUAUCAGAAACUUGUUUUUGAGGAAGACAGAUUGCAUAAUAUACAUCUUGCAAAUCACAUCUGCAAUUUAAUUCAGAAAGGCAAUGUAGUUGUGCAGUGGAAACUGUAUAAUUAUAUAUUUAACCCCGUGCUCCAAAGAGGCGUUGAAUUAGCACAUCACUGUCAACACCUGAGCACCACGUCAGCUCAGACUCCUAGGAGUAGCCCUCAGAAACAGUGCGUGCCUCAGGAAGUGCUUCAGAUCUACCUAAAAACUCUGCCUGGCCUGCUCAAAUCCAGGGUAAUAAGAGAUUUAUUUUUAAGUUGUAAUGGAGUAAGUCAAAUAAUUGAAUUAAAUUAUCUAGAUGGUAUGCGAAGCUAUUCCUUGAAAGCAUUUGAAACUCUCAUAAUCAGCCUGGGGGAUCAACAACAAGAUGCUUUGGUCCCAGGUAUUGAUGGAGUGGACACUGAGCAGAAGGAGCCGCCAUCGUUCAGUGCUGAUCCUUCCCUUCCUAACCAGCGGGCUUGUUCAGAGGCGCCUCAGAGCCUCCGCAAGUUCUAUGCCACUCUCAAAGAAGCUUUUCCAAAAAAACGGAAGACGGCUCACCAGGAUGUGCACAUCAACACCAUAAACCUCUUCCUCUGUGUGGCAUUUCUGUGUGUAAGUAAAGAAGCAGAGUCCGACAGGGAGUCAGCCAGUGAGUCCGACGACACAUCGGGCUAUGACAGCACCGCCAGUGAGCCUUUGAGUCACAUGCUGCCAUGUCUGUCCCUUGAGAGCCUCGUCUUGCCUUGUCCCGAACGUUUGCACGAAGCAGCAGACGUUUGGUCGAUGUGUCAUUGGAUCUACAUGCUGAGCCCAGUCUUCCAGAAACAGUUUCAUAGGCUUGGUGGUUUCCGAGUGUGUUAUAAGUUGAUAUUUAUGCUAAUACAGAAACUAUUCCACAGUCAUGAGGAGGAGCGAGGAACAAGGCAGGGAGACAUGACUAUAAAUGAAAACCAAGACCUUGUGAGAGCCUCUCCAGCUGAGUCGACAUUGAAAGAAGACUUAGCACCUUUAACUAUAAAACCUGACCCCAUGCCAUCAGAACUGGGAAGUCUAAGUGGCAGUGCAGACAGCGUGGGUACAUUAGAGUCACAGCAAAUUUCUUGCACAAAUGUGGAACACAUUUCAGCUCCUGAAGUUGCUCCUGAGGAAGCAAAGGUGUUUGUGAGUCGAGAAAAGGAGGCUUCACUUCAGAGCAUAAGACUUUUGGAAGCGCUUCUGGCCAUUUGUCUUCAUAGUGCCAGGACAAGUCAGAAGAUGGAACUGGAGCUAUCUACCCAGAACAUGUCUGUGGAAAGUAUAUUAUGUGAGAUGAGGGACCAUCUUUUCCAGUCGAAGGUGACUGAAACAGAGUUAGCAAAGCCUCUAUUUGAUGCCCUGCUUCGCGUAGCCCUGGGGAGCCACUCAGCAGACUUGGACCAUAACGACCCUAUGACUGAGAAGAGUCGUCCACCUGGGGAAGAAUUGUCAUCCCAGCCUGGAGAUUUUUCAGAAGAAGCCGAGGAUUCUCAGUGUUGUAGUUCCAAACUUCUGGGUGAAGAAGGAGGUUAUGAAGCAGACAGUGAGAGCAACCCUGAGGACGGUGAACCUGGGGACGAUGGGUUAGAAGUAAAGCCUGAAGCAGAAGGUUUCUGUGCCUCCGUAGGUCUCAAUGACUUACUUGAAAACCUCACUCAAGGGGAAAUAGUCUACCCUGAGAUUUGUAUGCUGGAAUUAAAUUUACUGUCUGCUAGCAAAGCCAAGCUAGAUGUGCUUACUCAUGUAUUUGAGAGUUUCCUGACAAUUAUCAGGCAGAAGGAAAAGAAUGUUUUUCUGCUCAUGCAGCAGGGAACUGUGAAAAGCCUUUUAGGAGGAUUCUUGAGUAUUUUAACACAAGCUGAUUCUGAUUUUCAAGGAUGCCAGCGAGUGUUGGUGGAUCUGCUAGUAUCUUUAAUGAGCUCAAGAACAUGUUCAGAGGAUCUAACCCUUCUUUUGAGAAUAUUUCUGGAGAAAUCUCCGUGUACAGAAAUUCUUCUUCUGGGUGUGUUGAGAGUUGUUGAGAGUGACGUUGCCAUGAGCCCCUCACAGUACCUGACCUUCCCUUUGCUGCACACUCCAAGUGUAAGCAAUGGUGUCUCGUCACAAAAGUGUCUUGGGAUUCUGAACAACAAAGCCAUGGGCUUAUUGAGAAGAGCACGGAUUUCCCAGGGCAGGAAAGAAGCCGGCAGAGAGGGUUUCCCCCACCGUCUCCUUUCCUCUUGGCACGUAGCCCCAAUCCACUUGCCGCUGCUGGGGCAGAACUGCUGGCCACACCUGUCAGAAGGUUUCAGUGUUUCUCUGUGGUUCAAUGUGGAGUCUGUCCAUGAAUCUGAGAGUACUGCAGAAAGAGGAAAGAGAAGGAAGAAAAAGAACAAGUGGUUGGUUCUACAGGACGGUAGUUUAGAUGGAACAGAGAGCGACAGAACAGAAGGUGCCGAGUCUGUAGACCCUGGUGAAAGACUAAUAGAAGAAGGCUGUGUUCAUCUGAUUUCACUGGGUUCCAAAGCGUUGAUGAUCCAAGUGUGGGCCAGUCCCCACAGGGGCACUUUUACCUUUCGCAUGUGCAUGGACUCAAACGAUGAUACAAAAGCUGUUUUACUUGCACAAGCUGAAUCACAGGAAAAUAUUUUCCUUUCAAGCAAAUGGCAACAUUUAGUUCUCACCUACCUACAGCAGCCACAAGGGAAGAAGAACAUUCAUGGGAAAGUCUCCAUCUGGAUCUCUGGGCAGAGGAAAUCGGAUGUCAUUUUGGAUUUUAUGCUUCCAAGAAAAACAAGCUUAUCAUCUGAUAGCAACAAAACAUUCUGCAUGAUUGGUCAUUGUUUGUCAGCUCAAGAAGAAUUUUUGCAGUUGGCUGGAAAAUGGGACCUGGGAAAUUUGCUUCUCUUCAAUGGAGCUAAGAUUGGUUCACAAGAAGCCUUUUAUCUUUAUGCUUGUGGACCCAACCAUACGUCGGUAAUGCCAUGUAAGUAUGGCAAGCCCGCCAUAGACUACUCCAGGUACAUUAAUAAAGAGAUACUGCACUGUGAGCAAGUCAGAGAGCUGUUUAUGACCAAGAAACAUGUGGACCUUGGCCUCUUAAUUGAAAAUCUUUCAGUUGUGUACACAACUUACUUCCCUGCUCAGUACACAAUCUAUGAGCCAGUGAUUAGACUCAAAGGUCAAGCAAAAGCCCAGCUUUCUCAAAGACCCUUCAGCUCAAAAGAAGUCCAGAGCAUCGCACUAGAACCUCCUCAGCUGAAGGCCCUCCAGCCUACUGAGUGCCAGAGUCUCCAGAGCAUAUUGCAUGAGAUCGGUGGAGUGGGUACAUUCGUAUUUCUCUUUGCCAGGGUAAGCAAAAUCCUGGUUUCAGAUUUGUCCAAAGAGGGACUACUACUUGUUUCUUAUAAAGGGUUCCCUGGGGAUUGUUUUUUUCAGGAACAUAAAGAAGGGCAGCUUACAUCCAUGCCCCAAGAGGUUUGUAGAUCAUUUGUGAAAAUUAUUGCAGAAGUCCUUGGAUCUCCUCCGGAUUUGGAAUUAUUGACAAUUAUCUUCAAUUUCCUUUUAGCAGUUCACCCUCCUACUAAUACUUACGUUUGUCACAACCCCACAAACUUCUAUUUUUCUUUGCACAUAGAUGGGAAGGUCUUUCAGGAGAAGGUCCAGUCAAUCAUGUACCUGAGACACUCCAGCAGUGCAGGAAGGUCCCAAGCCAGCCCUGGGUUUCUGGUGAUAAGCCCGUCUGGUUUUACUGCUUCCCCAUCUGAAGGAAACAACGCCUCCAGUAUUAUUCCACGGCAGCCGGCUGCCCACAUGCCGCGCUCCAGAAGCCUGCCGGCGUUUCCUACCUCGUCCCCUCGAGAACAGCCACAGAAACUCACUAGAAGCUUGGGCUGUGGUAUGGACAAGUUGCAAACCAUUGUAGAUACCUACCCCACCACCCAGCCCGAGAAACCAACUCCUUUGGGGAGUUCAGACAUGCCGACAUCCGACAGAGAGGACCCGCUCAUCAGUAGCUGUGAAUCUGCAAAAGCCGUGUGUGAGGUGGAAGCUGUUCUUGCAUCCCGAGCCUCUGCCGGUGCUGUCUCCCCGGGAGCACAGGGGGACCCUGCAGCCAGAGUAGACCACAGUGACUUGGGAGCGGAGCCCCAAUGGGAUGGUGACGGUCCUGGGGAGGAUUCCUGCCCACGCCGACCUGACAACCUCAAGGGCCUGGCCUCGUUCCAGCGAAGCCACAGCAUGAUUGCAAGCCUCGGCCUAGCUUUCCCCGCACAGAAUGGCUCUGCAGCCGCCAGCCGGUGGCCGAGUCUCGUUGAUAGGAACACCGAUGACUGGGACAGCUUUGCCUUUUCUCUUGGCUAUGAGCCAAGCUACAGCCGAGCUGCAAGUGCUCCCAGUGUAACUGAAGACUGCUUGGUGCUCAUAUGCUGUGGCUUGUACGAACUCCUGAGUGGCGUCCUCCUCAUCCUGCCUGAUGCUAUGCUUGCAGAUGUGAUGGACAAACUUAUUCCAGCAGACACACUCUUAGUCCUUGUUAACCACCCAUCACCAGCUAUCCAGCAAGGAGUUAUUAAGCUAUUACAUGCAUACUUUAAUAGAGCAUCUAAGGAACAAAAGGAUAAGUUUCUGAAGAAUCGUGGCUUUUCCUUGCUAGCCAACCAAUUAUAUCUUCAUCGGGGAACCCAGGAAUUGUUAGAAUGCUUCAUUGAAAUGUUCUUUGGUAGACGUAUUGGCCUUGAUGAAGAAUUUGAUCUGGAGGACGUGAAAGCCAUGGGACUGUUUCAGAAGUGGUCUGUCAUUCCCAUCCUGGGGCUUAUAGAGACCUCGCUGUAUGACAAUGUACUUCUGCAUAAUGCUCUCUUACUUCUCCUCCAAGUUUUAAAUUCUUGUUCUAAGGUAGCAGACAUGUUGUUGGACAAUGGGCUACUCUACGUGUUAUGUAACACAGUAGCAGCCCUGAAUGGAUUAGAAAAGAACAUUCCUUUGAGUGAAUACAAAUUGCUUGCAUGUGAUAUACAGCAGCUGUUUAUAGCAGUUACAAUUCACGCUUGCAGUUCCUCAGGCUCACAGUAUUUCCGAGUUAUUGAAGACCUUAUUGUACUUCUUGGAUAUCUUCAAAAUAGCAAAAACAAAAGGACACAAGAUAUAGCUCUUGCCCUGCAGCUUAGAGUUCUCCAUGCUGCCAUGGAAUUUAUAAGGAGCACCGCGAAUCAUGACUCUGAAAACUCAGCAGAUACAUCCCUCUCCCCUUCUACUCCAUACUGUGCAGCGUUUCAGAAGCGGAAAAGCAUUGCUGGUCCUCGAAAAUGUCCCCUAGCUCAGAAUGAAUCUCUUCUGAUGAAAAUGCGUUCUGUGGCCAGUGACGAGCUCCAUUUGAUGAUGCGGAGGCGAUUGAGCCGGGAGCACCCUGGGCAAGCCCCGGAGGCGGAGCUCGCACAGAGGCUGCAGAGGCUCAUGGUCCUAGCAGCCAACAGGAUCAUCUACCAAGAGUUUAACCCAGAUGUUAUUGACAUUUUGAGAACUCCAGAAAAUACAACUCAAAACAAGACCUGGGUCUCUCAGACUGAAAUUUCUGAAGAAAAUAUCAGUGAACAGCCUUCUGUCUUCAAUCCAUUUCAGAAAGACAUGUUGACAUAUCUUUUAGAGGGAUUCAAAGUGUCUAUUGGUUCAAGUAAGGCCAGUGGUUCUAAGCAGCUAUGGGCUAAAAUCCUGUGGUCUUGUAAGGAAACCUUCCGGAUGCAGCUUGGGAGAUUACUAGUGCACAUUGUGUCCCCAGCCCACACUGUGCAGGAGAGAAAGCAAAUCCUGGAAAUCAUUCAUGAACCCAGUCACCAGGAAAUACUUCGAGACUGUCUCAGCCCUUCCUCCCAACAUGGAGCCAAGUUAGUUUUAUAUUUAUCAGAGUUGAUACAUAAUCACCAAGAUGAGUUGUCUGAGGAGGAACUGGACAUGGCAGAAGAGCUUCUGAGCGCUCUGAAGUUCUGUGGCCACAAGUGCAUUCCACCCAGCGCUUCAUCUAAACCAGAGCUUCUCACGAUGAUCACGGAGGAGCAAAAGAAAUAUGAAACUGAAGAAGGCAUGAGUAAAGCUAACUGGCAGAAAACAGUUAACAAUAAUCAGCAAAGUCUCUUCCAGCGCCUCGAUUCAAAAUCAAAGGAUAUAUCUAAGAUAGCAGCAGACAUCACCCAAGCGGUGUCCCUCUCCCAGGGAAUUGAGAGGAAAAAGGUGAUCCAGCACAUUAGAGGAAUGUACAAAGUAGAUCUGAGUGCCAGCAGACACUGGCAGGAGCUCAUCCAGCAGCUGACGCACGACAGGGCGGUGUGGUAUGACCCUAUCUACUAUCCAACUUCUUGGCAGCUGGAUCCAACAGAAGGCCCCAACCGGGAGAGGAGACGCUUGCAGAGAUGCUACUUAGCUAUUCCCAAUAAGUACCUCCUGAGGGGCAGACAGAGGUCAGAAGAUGUGCUCAAGCCACCGCUCUCCUACCUGUUUGAGGACAAAACCCAUUCUUCCUUCUCCUCCACUGUCAAAGACAAAGCUGCCAGCGAAUCCAUAAGGGUAAAUCGAAGAUGCAUUAGUGUUGCACCUUCCAGAGAGACAGCUGGUGAACUGCUGUUAGGUAAAUGUGGAAUGUAUUUUGUAGAAGAUAAUGCUUCUGAUCCAGUUGAAAAUUCGAGCCUUCACGGAGACUUAGAACCAGCAUCAUUUUCCUGGACAUAUGAAGAAAUUAAAGAAGUUCACAAGCGAUGGUGGCAAUUGAGAGAUAAUGCUGUAGAAAUCUUCUUAACAAAUGGCAGAACACUCCUGUUGGCAUUUGACACCACCAAGGUCCGUGAUGAUGUAUAUCACAAUAUACUCACAAAUCACCUCCCAAAUAUUUUGGAAUAUGGUAACAUCACUGCUCUGACAAAUCUGUGGUAUGCUGGACAAAUUACCAAUUUUGAAUAUUUGACUCACUUAAACAAACAUGCUGGCCGGUCCUUCAAUGACCUCAUGCAGUACCCGGUAUUCCCAUUUAUUCUCUCUGACUACAUUAGUGAGACACUUGACCUCAGUGACCCGUCAGUCUACAGAAAUCUCUCUAAGCCAAUUGCUGUGCAGUAUAAAGAAAAAGAAGAUCGUUAUGUGGACACAUACAAGUACUUGGAGGAAGAGUACCGCAAAGGAGCGCGGGAGGAUGACCCCAUGCCGCCCGUACAGCCCUAUCACUACGGCUCCCACUACUCCAACAGCGGCACCGUGCUGCACUUCCUGGUCAGGAUGCCUCCCUUCACCAAGAUGUUCCUAGCCUAUCAAGAUCAAAGUUUUGACAUUCCAGACAGAACUUUUCACUCUACCAAUACAACUUGGCGCCUCUCGUCUUUUGAAUCCAUGACUGAUGUGAAAGAGCUUAUCCCAGAGUUUUUCUAUCUUCCUGAGUUCUUAGUUAACCGUGAAGGUUUUGAUUUUGGUGUGCGUCAGAACGGUGAGCGGGUUAAUCACGUCAACCUUCCUCCGUGGGCCCGGAAUGAUCCUCGUCUCUUUAUCCUCAUCCACCGGCAGGCUCUCGAGUCUGACCAUGUGUCCCAGAACAUCUGCCACUGGAUCGACUUGGUGUUUGGCUACAAGCAGAAGGGGAAGGCUUCUGUUCAAGCCAUCAAUGUUUUCCAUCCUGCUACCUACUUUGGAAUGGACGUCUCUGCAGUGGAGGAUCCCGUUCAGCGACGAGCGCUGGAAACCAUGAUAAAAACCUAUGGGCAGACCCCUCGCCAGCUCUUCCACACGGCCCACGCCAGCCGGCCCGGAGCCAAGCUCAACAUCGAAGGCGAGCUCCCGGCCGCUGUGGGGCUGCUGGUCCAGUUUGCCUUCAGGGAGACCCGGGAACAGGUCAAGGAAAUUACCUAUCCGAGCCCUCUGUCGUGGAUAAAAGGCUUAAAGUGGGGCGAGUAUGUGGGCUCCCCAAGUGCUGCCACGCCUGUGGUCUGCUUCAGCCAGCCCCACGGAGAAAGAUUCGGGUCUCUCCAGGCACUGCCCACCAGAGCUAUCUGUGGUUUGUCCCGCAAUUUCUGUCUUCUGAUGACCUACAGCAAGGAGCAAGGUGUGAGAAGCAUGAACAGCACUGACAUCCAGUGGUCUGCCAUCCUGAGCUGGGGGUAUGCCGACAACAUCCUGAGGCUGAAGAGUAAGCAGAGUGAGCCCCCGAUCAACUUCAUUCAAGGUUCACAGCAGCACCAGGUGACCAGUUGUGCCUGGGUGCCCGACAGCUGCCAGUUGUUCACCGGGAGCAAGUGCGGGGUCAUCACCGCCUACACCAACAGGUUCACCAGCGGCACGCCUUCAGAGAUAGAGAUGGAGGCGCAGGUGCAUCUCUAUGGACACACGGACGAGGUGACCAGCCUGUGCGUCUGCAAGCCCUACAGUGUCAUGAUCAGCGUGAGCAGAGACGGCACCUGCAUUGUGUGGGACCUGAACAGGCUGUGCUAUGUUCAAAGUCUGGCAGGACAUAAAAGUCCCGUGACAGCUGUCUCUGCCAGUGAGACGUCAGGUGACAUUGCGACGGUGUGUGAUUCAGCUGGCGGAGGCAGCGACCUGAGGCUCUGGACAGUGAAUGGCGACCUCGUCGGACACGUCCACUGCAGGGAGAUCAUCUGCUCCGUGGCUUUCUCCAACCAGCCCGAGGGCGUGUCCAUCAACGUGAUCGCCGGGGGGCUGGAGAGCGGGAUCGUGAGGUUGUGGAGCACAUGGGACCUGAAGCCUGUGAGGGAAAUUACAUUUCCCAAGUCGAGUAAGCCUAUCGUGAGCCUGACGUUCUCCUGCGACGGCCACCAUCUGUACACCGCCAACAGUGAGGGCACGGUGAUCGCCUGGUGCCGGAAGGACCAGCAGCGCCUGAAGCAGCCCAUGUUCUACGCCUUCCUCAGCAGCUACGCGGCGGGGUGAGCCGGGGCCCAGCCCCCCAGAGCCACCUGACCUCCGGCCUGGAGGGUGGGGCGCCACCACCCGUCGGGGGGGGGGCCGAGGCUGAAGACACGAGGACGGCACACGCCAGCCGGGACCCACACUGUCUGCUCCUCCGCACCAGGCCCGCGCUGUCCCGCCUCAGCUGGCGUAGGAGGUGGGGUCCGCCCGCCAGCGACCGCAGGAACCCCGCUUUCCCCUGGAGAUCGCUAGAGAAGGACGCCCUUCAUGCCGUUCCUGCAAGAGCCAGUAGACUUCGAGUUGGCUAGCUAAUUAUAUCAAAGGCUCUCAAAAUUAUAUUUUUACAGUUUUCUGCCUUGAAAUGCCGCACACCCACCCUUCCAAAAAAAAGGAAAGAAAACAAAAUAAAAACGUUCAGGACUCGACAGUUGCUUUCUUUGAGAAGCAAACAAUUCAGUAGGUGUCUCUGCACCCAUAUUUUAUGGAAAAUCUGGAUACUAAAAGCGCAUGCAUCUCAGCGCUAGGCAGUGUUUGCCAGUUGCCUUCUUGGCUCAGAGGAAAGCCAGAAUUCUCUUGACGCCACCGCAAGAACACCCGUAGCUUUCACUUGAGAUGCAUCCGGUUUCCUUACGAAAAUUAUACUUAAAAUCCCUAGCACUAGAAAUGGAAUGUCCUUAGCUGAAUAAUGAAGGUUUCAGUGGAAUGUUGUUAACAGUGCCCUUGCAGAGCCUUCAGCGCUGACUACGGGAAACCUCCACGAGGCCAGGCGUCUGCGGGGCGGGCGGGCCAGUGCAGCCCCGGGAGCGGGCUCUCGGGGGGCAGGGGCGUUCUCUUCCCCAGAACACCGUUCUGGAGGGAGACAGAGUAUGGUGUUCUCAAUGGAGAGCAGAAGCCUGUCUUGGAAAGCCGUGUUCCCUCGGGACCGCCUGAGGGUUCUGGGAGCCACAGGAAACAGAGUGCCGCCCGGGAGACCUGGAGCCACGAAGCCAGUGCUCCCCGAGCUCGCGGGCAGCGCCCCCAGCCCCGGGGAACCGCUGCGUCUUCACUUGGGGUGCUGCUGUAGCGACUUUGAACACACUGUAAGAUAGACACGUUACCAUGAAAAGAUGCAUUCCUGCCUCAGAAUAAGUCAUGCACUUGUUACGGAAAUUCAACUCAGAUGAUGUUUACACAGCUACUUUUGUAACUUCCAGACUUUCUAAAACAUUCUGCUUGAAAACUAUAAAAUGAAAUUCCAAAGUUUCGGCCAUCAGGAUUGGCACAGGGCAAGUGGCCACGUGUGCCUAAUGUUGGGCUACCUGCGUGGGCCCGCCUAGCACAAGCCACGUGCGUGCAGAGCCAACAUUGCCCUUUCUCGUUGCAGUGAUUGCUUCGAGAAGAAAACCCAGCUAUUGUCUAGCUUCCAUUUUUUACUAAGAACUUUAACUUGGUCUCCUGUUAGGACAGGGUUGCUACUCAGUCCUUUUUUUAGGGCUGAAUUUCAUCAUAAAGAAAAAAAAUAUGCAAAAUAACCGGUCUUGUUAAGAGUGCAAUAUUCUAUUUUUAUGUAAAAAUAAAAAUGAAUUGGGAUUAUUUAUUCAGCAUGAAACCUUGUAUGUAUAUGUUGGAAACACUUCCUAAUGUGCAUGUGGGGCAAACAUUCCUGUAAAUUAUCACAAGCCCUGUUAGCUUUGUAUACACUGCCACUUUGGGUUGGAAAUAAAUUUCAUAAAAAUAGA
Molecule: messenger RNA, 13154 nt
Organism: Perognathus longimembris pacificus (Pacific pocket mouse)
Lineage: Eukaryota; Metazoa; Chordata; Mammalia; Rodentia; Heteromyidae
Gene: Lyst
Product: lysosomal trafficking regulator
Exons: 49
Coding region: 445-11457 (3670 amino acids)
Biological process (GO): intracellular protein localization
Cellular component (GO): cytosol; membrane
Molecular function (GO): protein kinase binding
Source: RefSeq, a predicted model, not a curated record